AUGGAUACUUCAACGCCAAGCACACCUUCAGGCCCCCAAAGCGAAACAAACACCACAAACGAAAAUUUAAGUAACGCGAAGACUCCUCCUUCAACUGUUCCUAUUGCAUCUCCAUCAUUAUUAGGCACACCUUCUACACCAACUCCUGCAACACCAGAAUCUACAGCAUCUCUCCCAAGACCAAGCAUAGGUCCAAUUUAUUCCGCGGUUUAUUCCGGAGUACCAGUAUACGAAUUUCUUGUACGAGACGUAGCAGUGAUGCGCCGGCGUCCGGAUUCUUACUUGAACGCCACGCAAAUUUUGAAGGUUGCUGGUCUUGAAAAAGGUAAACGUACAAAAAUUAUCGAAAAAGAAGUUUUAACUGGUGAUCACGAAAAAGUUCAAGGCGGUUAUGGGAAAUAUCAGGGUACUUGGGUUCCAUAUGAAAGGGGAAAGGAACUUGCUGAGCAAUAUGGGGUUCUUGAAAUUUUGCGUCCUUUGUUAGAAUAUAAACCACCUAAACAUGAUAUACCUUAUUCAUCAUCUCCAUAUACUCCAACUAAAGAACAGGCGAUGGCUGCUUUACGUAGGCAAGCUGCGAAGGCUACUACCACUAUUCAAUCGAAUGCUCAAUCCGAUACUCAAGCCAACGGCGACUCUUCUUUACUAUCUAAUAAUGAAAACGAAGCAGAGACUGUUACGAUGACAAACUUUGAGGCUUCUGAACCACCUCUAACGGCUGCGGAAAUGGACGAAGGGGAACGUCACAGAAAUGUUUUAAUGGCAAUAUUCCUUAAUGAAGAUCCAAAUCAAAUACCCGAUCUUCUUUCAAACCCAUCUUCUCCGGAUGAUAUUGAUUAUGAUGUUAUCAUUGACAAUCAUGGUCAUACUGCUCUUCAUUGGGCGGCUGCUUUAGCUCGACUACAAGUUAUGGAACUAUUGUUGACAAGGGGUGCUAAUGUACGUCAAUUGAAUUAUGAAGGCGAAUCUGCUUUAGUACGCGCCGUUCUUGUCACCAAUAAUUACGAAGCACAAAAUUUUCCUGCCGUUCUUGAUCUUCUUCAUGAAACCAUCCCGUUGACCGAUAAAGAUAAUAGAACUGUUUUCCAUCAUAUUUCAAUGACUUCUGGCACUAAAGGUCAUGCCGCAGCAGCAAAAUAUUAUAUGGAUUGUCUGCAACAAUGGAUCGCCCAGAAUGUUGAUGGAAAUCUUUCUACGAUUUUAAAUAUUCAAGAUAAAAAUGGUGACACGGCUUUAAAUAUUGCUGCGAGAGUAGGAAAUACUCAGCUAGUUCGUCAGCUAAUAGAAAUGGGUGCUAGCAAGCAAAUUGAAAAUAAAAUAGGGUUAAAAGCAAUAGAUUUUGAUCCUGCUGAACGUAUUGAUAUUGACGAUAUUAAUGAUGUGAGACUGGAGCAAAUGGAUUUUUUUACUCAGCCAAUUACUUCAACAUUUGUUAAUCCCCGUAGAAAAUCCAGAGAAAUUGUUUCAAGUCUUCAAAAAUUGGUUGAAGAUGCUGAAACUGAAUGGAUUGAACAGCUUAGAUUAAAAGAUGAACAAUUAGUUGACUUGCAACGUCAGUGCAAUGCAACUUCAAGGCAACUCAUCGAAGCUAGACGAAUAUUGCAUUGUUGUCGUCUGCAAGACAAGGAAUUCGAUGAAACAGAAGAGUACAUUAAGUUUCUGGAAAAAGUAUUGAUCACUGAAGAUCAAGAUGAUUAUAUCGUUCCGCGUAAACGUCAAAAAAUUGAGCAUUCAAAUGGAACGGCUACCGGCUUAGACGUUCUUUCAGUUAUCUCUACUACCACUCCAAUGCCAAAGGCAGACGUUUCUGUACCAGAAAUUGAAGUAUCUUUUCCACAGAAUGUGCCAUCACCACCAUCUUCUACGAUGAAUGCACAACCAAUUGUGUCAAAUAUCGGCGCGACACCUGUCCGAAUACAACAAGCUUUUCCAAUAGCAAAUCCUACGGCCUCUGUAAACACUGGAGCAGUACCACCAUCAACUAUUCCAAUUAAGGAUUCAAUAUCAACGUCACAAGAAAUUAAUGAGUCAACAAACAUAAAUGCUAUCUCAUCACAAUCAAGUUCUCCUUUUGCAAUAGAUGCCUCUUCCACAGUACAUCCAAUAACAUUUCCAUCAUCGACGAGAGUAGUACCAACUGCAUUCUCUUCAUCCAUGGUUGUUCCAACAGCUUUUACAUCAUCAACGAGAACAGUUUCACCUUCUGUGACAUCAUACAGUUCUUCAACAACUAAACCUCCAACAAUAACGAUUACACCUCCUUCAAAUACUGCGUCUUCUCAAACAACUAAGCCAUUGUUCCCAGUUUCUCCGGUUUCAUUUACUUCUUGUGUUUCUCCUAUAAAACCUUUAAUUGACCCGAAAACGGAAAAUGAAAUUAGAAAUCUUCAAGCACAGAUAAAUGCAUAUUCAAAAGAUGAGGAAUUACUUCGACAAGAAAUUAACGAAUUGAGAGGAAAAUCGGUGAAUGCUAAAAUGCAAUACAAGAAAAUCAUUGCCUCAUGCUGUAAAAUUGAGCUAGACAAGGUUGAUGAUUGCGUUGAAGCGAUUUUACAUGCAAUGGAAAGUGAUAGUGCUGAUUUUAAUCUUUCUAGGAUCAAGGAUUUGAUGAGCCGAGUACGCUGUGAAGAAGUGGAAGACACGGUCGACACUCUUUAUACCGAACCUCUAUAUACCGAACCUUGCCUAUAA
Messenger RNA from Dentiscutata heterogama, 2691 nucleotides. The record is from the annotation of a GenBank genome assembly. NCBI's taxonomy places the organism in Eukaryota, Fungi, Glomeromycota, Glomeromycetes, Diversisporales, Gigasporaceae.